Beta vulgaris subsp. vulgaris (sugar beet) is the source of this 1210-nucleotide messenger RNA. RefSeq names its product ATP-dependent Clp protease ATP-binding subunit CLPT1, chloroplastic. The transcript is spliced from 6 exons. The record is from RefSeq and is a predicted model, not a curated record. Bases 153 to 863 code for a protein of 236 amino acids. NCBI's taxonomy places the organism in Eukaryota, Viridiplantae, Streptophyta, Magnoliopsida, Caryophyllales, Amaranthaceae.
CCAAAAACUUUAACAUCAGUGAGCGAAAAACAGUACCAAAGAAAGCAAAUCACUCCAAACACGCCGCUGUAGCUUCUCUUCUUUGGUUUUCGCAGAGCACCUCAAGGCUCAAUCUCUCUCCAACCUGCAAGAUUUUUUUGCGUAACACAAAAAUGGCUGCUCAUACUCUCACCUCAUCUUCUCUCUCCUCUAUCUCUUCUUCAUCGGAACUUCGCAAAUUCAAUAGUUAUGCUACUUUUCUUCAAUCUUUUAAAUCCAGCAAUUUACUCAGCUCUUUUAUUGGUAAUCAGCUCACAAUUCGGCAACCAAACCCUAAUUUUGUCGUCUUGAAGCGCCAAUCCACGAAUAUGACCGUCUCUUUCAGCUUACCAACUAGUAAGCGGGAGGGUGUUUCUGCUGAGAAAUUGCCAAAAUGGUCUGCAAGGGCUAUAAAGUCCUUCGCUAUGGGUGAACUGGAAGCACGAAAGCUUAAAUAUCCAAACACAGGGACCGAGGCGCUUCUGAUGGGGAUCUUGGUUGAGGGAACAAGUCAAGCAGCAAAAAUUUUGAGGGCUAAUGGCAUCACCCUCUUCAAGGUGCGAGAGGAAAUUGUUGAUUUGCUUGGAAAAUCUGAUAUGUACUACUUCAGUCCUGAGCAUCCUCCAUUGACUGAGCCAGCCCAAAAGGCUCUCGAUUGGGCUAUUGAUCAGAAACUGAAGUCAGGUGAAGAUGGAGAAGUAACUGUGUCUUAUUUGCUUCUUGGAAUCUGGGAACAAAAAGAGUCUGCUGCUCACCAGAUAAUGGUCGCACUUGGUUUCAACGAUGUGAAAGUAAAGGAGCUUUGGAAAUCUAUGGACAAAGACAUUGUUUGUAGUCAUAAGUAGGGUGUCGCAGAUAUUGAGAUCACCCUUUACCUCUUUCAUGCAAACUCGGCAGAGCUUUGUGAAAGCACAUGCAUUGUGUUCAGGAGGAUAUCUGAAACUACAUGCAUCUUUCCAGCUGAUAUAUUCGAAUUCAUCUGGGCAAACUGAAGUUGUAAUUCUUGUAGUGAUCGGUCAAGGUGUAUACAGAAGAGUUCCAUGGAGAAUGUGUCAAUCAUAUGUUCUUUGUGGUAUUUUUACAUCUAAAUUUACUUCUUUUUUCCUUUCAUUGUAUUCCUAUUUCUUUAGGCUAGAUUGUGCUAUGAAUUAACAUAGCUUGGACACAUUACUGGCAGAAAUUAAGGAAGAAA